CGGCGAGGUGCACUGUUCCCCGGCCUCCCGCUCCCCAGAUCAAGCCUAUUUACUCCACCUGUUCCCCUCCCACCUCCCUCCCCUCGGCAUCUCGUCACUGUGAAGUUGUGUACAAACACAUCCCUCUCAUGAUGGCCUCCCCCAUCGUCGAAAUCGACAUCUCCCCCAGCCCGCGCACAAAGGAGGAAAACCAGGAACGGGCGUUCAUUGCUGCCUCCAGACGCAAAGACCGCAGUCUCGAUGCCCGCGUCGAGUCCGCCAACCGGGCUUCCAGCCUGCACAAACAGCGCACCGGCAAGGCCCUCCUCAUCAAUCGGGACAUCGUCGAACGAGAGGCCAUGUACGAGGAGGUCGACGACCGCUAUCAGGAAAAGAUCAACCGCAUCAUGCACGCACAGAGCCUGCAGAUGAACAAUGAUUUCAACCGCAACCUGAUGGCGGUCCUUCACGCCAGCCGCCCCAGCGCCCUGCACCAGCGUCGGGCUACCAACGCCCAUUUGAACCCGCGGGCGUCUGCCAACGGCAUUCGCAAGAUGAGCCUGGACCUGACCGGCCUGCGCGCCUCCAUGUCCGAGGGCAUGCACACCGGGCCGAUGACCAGCCCGCUGGAGGUGCAGCAGAGCCCCUACGUGCUGUCCCCCACAUACCACGGCAGCUCCCAGUCGCCGUCGUAUCCUAACGUCGUUCCCGCCUCGUCGGGCCACCUGCCAUCCUACCUCACGCAGACCGCCGGGGGACCCACUUGGCCGACCCAGAUGGGCGGCGGGCCGUCCGUGCAAUCGCCCUGGACGGCAGGGUUCGUGUCGCCGGCGCAGCAGGGCCCGAAUGGGCUGGGAGAUUUAUCCGCCAUGCCGGUCCGCCAAUUCCGGGACCGCAUGGGGUCGGCGCCGGUGAUUCCCAUGCGCACCGUGCCCUCGCCGUCCAUGGCGACGCCCGCGGGGACCAACCCUACCAGCACUGCAACGGUGACGCCCAGCACGCCGGCGACCCGACCGGCCAGCAGCAUGUUCCAGCACGCGCGUGUCCGGUCGGAGCCCACUCCAGGGUCGCGGACCCAGAGCCUGGCGAACCUGUCGCAGAUGCACUCGCUGGGGGGGCUGCCGAUGGAGGCGAUGGAGCCCAUCCCGACACCGGACCUGUGUCCCACGCCCAGCACGCCGCAGUCGCCCACGUCGAUGGGCCAGACGGGGGGCCUCUGGGGGCUGCAGCUGCACAAGGACGAGGGGCUGGGAUACCCGCCGGAGCACCACCUGGACCCGGAGUACGAGGAUUUCAGCCAUUACGCGAUUGGGCUGGGCAGCGAGGGUCCACUGGUGGAGUCGGACAUGGCGACCUUUGAUGAUUAUUUAACGAUGGAGGAAUUUACCGUCAGCGUAUAGUAGCCUAAAGGUUUUCUGUUCUUUUUUUUUUCAUUCAUUCUUUUUCUUUUUUCUCAUUUUGCUUUUAAAUUCUGAUUGUGUUAUUUAUUGUAUGAUUGGCUACCCGGGGGGGUCUGGCUGUAUGUACGAGGGGAGAAAUACCCGAGGCGGCGUUGACUGUUGACUGUUGCUUGAUGAUUGAUUGAUUCUGGUUGCUUACAUUUCUUCUCACCGGACUCACUAUUAUUACUAUUACC
Aspergillus heteromorphus CBS 117.55 is the source of this 1615-nucleotide messenger RNA. RefSeq lists its product as uncharacterized. Lineage: Eukaryota; Fungi; Ascomycota; Eurotiomycetes; Eurotiales; Aspergillaceae. The record is from RefSeq and is a predicted model, not a curated record. The transcript has 2 exons. The coding region runs from base 129 to 1379 and encodes 416 amino acids.